UAUAUUGCUCUAUUGGCAUAUCUAUUAUUGUCGCUCUCAGGGAACCGUGUCGUUCUGAAUUUAAAGUUUCCUAUUCUUUUUGUGUAUUUGUAAAUGUGCGAGAGACAGUGGGUCUUGUGAGACCUCAAAAUAAAUUGAGUGUCGCAUGUUGUUUAAACAUAUAUGUGAAAAUCAUAUGAAGAAAUUCUUUCUUCGUUACAGGAUAGGCGGUGUAGUCCUGUAUUUGUAUAUAGGUUGCUUGAGAGUUUGCCUAAUUUCCAAGGUUCAAGAAUAAUAGUUUAUAAGCUUUGUUGAUGUAAAAUGGAUUUGGCUGACUACUUAGCUUGUUUAUCACACACAGUAAUGCGUGUCUCGCAGUUGUGGUCGCGUGAUAAUAGCAAUAUUUUAUACUAUAAUCUACAGAAAUUUCGCUAUAAGAUUGAUCGUUACUGGCUAUGGACAGUGGUCAUGAUGCUGAAACGGACGAGGAUAGCACGCCAUUGAUGUCGACAAGCGACGACGACUAUUCCUGUGAGAUACAGCAGUUAAGAGAAGAGAAUGCAGACCUGAGACAAAGAUUGCGUCGGGCUCAGAAGAAAAUUGAUGAACAUAUCAUCGAGAAUAAAAAUCUGAGUGACAGGCUUAUUCAAGAGCGUGGUCAUUUUACCAAAUUACUUCAUCAAAUUUUGAAAGAAUACUAUAGCGUCGGCGAAAACUCCGUUUCAUUUAAGGAAGAACUCGGUGCAACUCAAGUACUCCUCUUGAGGGAACAAGAAAACAUCAAAGAACUCCAAGGUUAUAUUGACCGUUUAAGGUCAGAAAUUUGUAAAACUGGUCAGGAAUCUUUGAUAAAAUUAUUCGAUGGAAUUCCUGGUUCUGAAAAUGAAGCAAAAAUUCUCCCCAAUGGACACGUGGUUCAAGAGACAGAUAAACCUAUAGCUCAAAAAAUGAAGGCAUGUCACAGACUAAGUGCUGAGUUAGACCCUGACGAUCUUGUGUUAUCAUGCACGCUCUGCUCUGAAAAGAUGAGAAUUGAUGAAAUAACAAGUCAUUCAAGGAUAUGCUCUGCGCAAUCACAGUCAAAGAAUCGUGCAUUGCAUAAGCCAGACACAUUGAUCGUGAAUGUUACUUGUUCGGAAGCAGAUAUCGAGAAAGCUUCGUUUAAAAUUGUCACGAGGACAAAUCUUGAAAAUUACAAUAGCACUCAUUAUGAUGUUCAUCGAAGUGAAUCAGAUUGUUUAUGGUUAAGAGAAAAUUUACAAGAGUUGUGUACAGAAUGUGUAGUUCCUCCUUUACUACAACAGACUACACUUAAUGGGAAAACUAGAGAGUUGGAGCGAUUUCUUUCUCGUCUUUGCCAACAUCAGAUUCUGCGAACCAGCAGUUUGCUUCAAUUAUUUCUAACUGGUUCAGAUGAGGAAAUUCAAAUUGCCAAAGAAGGGUUUAAUGAAAGGCAGUCGUUAAAACAGACUCCAGUUGAACAUAAACCCUCCAGGAUUGACACAAGUGAUAAAGGAACACUGAUUAAAUGUCAGAAAUACUUAGAAUCCAUCGUGAAGAGUCUAAGUGGUCUGAUUAAUCACUUACGGAGUAGUCUGGAAAUUAGCUCGAAAAAAGGUCAAGGUCGAUGGUUUAAAUCUAUUGCAGAAUCUGAACCUGAAGAUACGUACUUGAAGACUGCGGCACAAGCAUUGAGUAAAGUUUGCGAUGACUUAGAGAAAGGGCAGAAAGAGGAUGAGAAACUUAUUAUUGGUGAUCUUCAAAGUGUUUUAGAAUAUAUUUAUAGCUGUCAGAAAUUAUUAGGAAGAGUAGAAAGUUCUGUGAACAGUUUUUUGUACUGGGAAGAAGAAGUUCGGGUUUGUGAAGACAUGAAGAAAAAUAUGAGUAAAGAAAGUAAUACAGAUCUCACGACGAGAUGGGCUGAGGCGAACUCUAAUUACCUUGCUGCCAAAGCACACUUGGAAAUGAUGUACAAGAAUCUUUCGGAUGAGCUGUAUCAUUUCGACUAUCAGAAAGAACUAGAGUUGCGUGAAAUAUUUAUAGAAUACACGACGUUAAAGUUUGAACAUUAUGAGAAGGUUAAGAGCAAGUGGGAGGCAGCGAUAGUUAUGACAGAAACGAUGUUAUCACGUGAUAACAGAGCAAUAGUGUUCACGUGACAGACAGCUAUGGUGUUGACAAUGUUCCACGUGGGAAUUCACAGGGAAUGUCGCAGCUGACGGAGGUGUUCUCAUGCAAGAGACUAUUUCCGGCAGUUUCCUAAUAAGCUGGACGCAAAGUCGCCCUUACUUUUCUCGGUUCUUAAUUUGGCCUGGCUAAAAGGGUUGGACUAGCAGGAGGUGUAAAACGUUGUGCAAAUUUUGAAGGUCUUUAUAACGUAAAAUCAACAAACAACCACAUCCAUGGUCAUUGGACAUUUAUCUUCACGUAUUAAUAAACUUCCUUACCCUAUCAUAAACUUCCGCUCGUCCAUCCGUUUUAGCCAUUAGCGUCCAAAUUGGACUGGACAACCUCAUUACGAAUUUAUUAGUGACGAGCAUAAAUAAUUAUUGACUUUUGGUCGAAAAAUAUCUAAGCUAAAAGAGCAGAUAAAUUUUUUGUAGACAGCCAGGAAAAAUAUUUAUAGGAUAGCCCUGAACACCAAAUCUUUUAAGAGCGAGGGUUGCUGCAUGCAUCCGCGUCUGUUUUAUAUCAAGUUGAAUACGAAAACUAUGUCAUUCAAGAAACUGCCUGAAGCAAAUUUUCAAGACCUGAGGCAAAUCCAUGUAGAUAAAAUCUCUUUGGAAAUAUUUCGACUAUAAGCAUGUCACUGCUUUAUAAAUAUUAAUCUAAGUGAUGAGAUCAGAACUAAGUGUAUUAAUUGUCGUUGUUAAUGUUACCUUAUGUCUAAAAUUCAUUUUCAUGUGUAUUGUCGUUCAUCAAUUCUGGGUGUU
Molecule: messenger RNA, 2912 nt
Organism: Dendronephthya gigantea
Lineage: Eukaryota; Metazoa; Cnidaria; Anthozoa; Malacalcyonacea; Nephtheidae
Product: sorting nexin-7-like
Exons: 20
Coding region: 435-2138 (567 amino acids)
Biological process (GO): early endosome to Golgi transport
Cellular component (GO): endosome membrane; endosome
Molecular function (GO): phosphatidylinositol binding
Source: RefSeq, a predicted model, not a curated record